AUGCGGAGGAGGGAGCCGACCUGGGGCCCCAGCCUGGGCCCCCCUGUGUCUGCAAUUCCUCGGGGGCGGCGGCGACAGAAGCGCACGAAGUACAGUGCGGAACAGCAGCAGGAGCUGGAGCAAUUCUUCGAGAGGAACCAGUACCCGACGUACCAGGAGCGCGAGACCCUGGCGGCUAGACUUAACCUUCAGGAGCACCAAGUGCAGGUGUGGUUCAAGAACCGGCGGGCCAAACACUCCAGGCUGCUGGGAGUCUCCAGGUGUCAAGGCCCCGAAGCCCGCGCUGCGCCCCAGGGCCCCAGAGCCCGCGCCCCUGCGCCUGCCCCAGUCAGCCCUGUGUUCCCCGGGGGCCCUGUGUUCCCCGGGGGCCCGGUGUUCCCCGAGGGCCCAGGUUUCUGCAACCCCCCUCCGCCCAGCCCCUUCGGAGUCUUCCCCGCAGCAGAACCCAACGUCUUCAGCCACAGCCAGGCCUGGUGGGACCCUGCGCAGGGCGCCCAGAAGAUGGUCCCGGAUGCUCCAGCUCCAGCGCCAGCCCCAGCCCCAGCGCCAGCCCCGGCUUCAGUCUGGCCUCAGGGCCCCUACGCCUCGGAUUUCUCGCUCGACCCUGUUAUGAUCCACGGUUUCACAGAGCUGCCCUCACUCCAAGACCUUUUGGAGGGACCCUCGUCCUCCUCCACGUCUGGGUACCAAGAGGGAGAUGACAACGAAUGGGACCCCAGGACAUUACUGGACUUAUAA
Rhinolophus ferrumequinum (greater horseshoe bat) is the source of this 738-nucleotide messenger RNA. Its product is annotated as tetra-peptide repeat homeobox protein 1-like. Lineage: Eukaryota; Metazoa; Chordata; Mammalia; Chiroptera; Rhinolophidae. The record is from RefSeq and is a predicted model, not a curated record. Gene Ontology annotation, biological process: regulation of transcription by RNA polymerase II. The coding region runs from base 1 to 738 and encodes 245 amino acids. Gene Ontology annotation, cellular component: nucleus. The transcript has 3 exons. Gene Ontology annotation, molecular function: RNA polymerase II cis-regulatory region sequence-specific DNA binding; DNA-binding transcription factor activity, RNA polymerase II-specific.